AAUGAUUGACCACAAUAAAGAAAGUGAGUGAGAUAAUUGAGUAUAAAUAAUCUGGACAUAGCAGAACAUUGUGAACUUGGACGUUUGAAAGAUUAUUUGAGUGCGUCGUACAAAAAUUGACAAUCAUAGUUCCUAUAAAUUGUAAAUAGAUCGGGGUAUGGAUUUUAAAAAUGUUUACAAAGAUGACCAAAUCUAACAAAUUAUUUAUAUCUAUAUUAUUAUUGUCAUCUUUUUAUCAGUUAUUUUGUUAUUCACGUGAAAUACCAGUUACAUGGAUUCAAUAUCGAGAUCAAAUAGCUACAAGACGUCAAGAUCACGAUCUUUUACCAUCGGCAUCUCAUCACGAGCAUAAAUUUUCCAGUGGUAAAGGUGAAGAGCAUCAUGCAGAUCAUCAUGACGAACAUGGCGAGAAAGAUAGUAAAGAAUUUCAUAGCCAUCAUCAUCAUGGUGAUGGUGAAAAAGGCGAUCAUAAAAAAGAAGAUUAUGAAGAUUUUCUCAAGAAACAUGGCGGACAUGAAAAGAAACAUCACGAUGAGGCAGAAGAAUAUGAACAUGGGCAUAAACAUGAAAAAAAUCACAAACAAGGAAAAUUUGGUGAAAAAAAAGGACAUAAAAAGGGGCACAAAGUAAAAGGGUAUCAUAACAAAUUCCAGAAAGAUGAGUAUCACAAAGAACAUAAAUUUUAUGAUGAUGAACAUAAAGGCGGCCAUCACGACAAGCAUGGUCAUUUCGAAGGGCAUCAUAAAAAGGCACAUGGAGAACAUAAAAAAGGAGAUAAUCAUCAUUCAAGUUAUCAUGACAAGCAUCAUGAUAAGAAAGGCCACUCAGCUAAAGGUCACCAUGAUAAACAACAUAAAGGACAUUCUGGUGAAAAUGGACACGAAGAGCAUCAUUCUCAUCAUUUGCAUCAUGGUAAAAAAGGUGGUGAUUAUAAAAAAAAGAAGUAUGAACACAAAAAAGGUAACAGCAAAAAACACUAAAUAACUAAAAUCUGUUCAACAAAAUCUAGUGAAAUAUUUCAUACAAAAAUUCUUCGCUGUUUCUUUAUGUAACCGAUGUGAUCAAUCAUAUGAUACUGUAUGUACUUAGAUACGUGAAUUAAUCAUCGGUAUUUUUAAUUAAAGUUUUUGUUAAUGAAAAAUAUAACUUUUGUUUAUACUAUUGCUAGGUAAAUAGGAAAUUUUAUUUGCUAUAUUUUCACUAACGAAACUUAACGGUUUAAAUAUGCUGUUCACAAAAAUUUUCGAGAACGAAAUAAUUCAUGUAAUUACUGGAUAAUGUUUAAAAUGUAAUUUAAAAACUUAAAAUCUUUAAUUUACAAAAUUUUAAUCUGAUAAAACUUUGAAUCUUAACAUUUUCUUAAUUCAAUAUUUAAAUAACUAGAGACAGAGUAAAUUUACUAUGAUUAAUAAUUAAUUUUUUAACUAUUUA
Messenger RNA from Cotesia glomerata, 1431 nucleotides. RefSeq names its product histidine-rich glycoprotein-like. The transcript has a single exon. Lineage: Eukaryota; Metazoa; Arthropoda; Insecta; Hymenoptera; Braconidae. Bases 171 to 980 code for a protein of 269 amino acids. The record is from RefSeq and is a predicted model, not a curated record.